ACCGUUUCUGACUUUAAUAAAUACAUUGAUUAACAGUUUGUUUUCGUUGUUACAUUAUUAUUAUUUCCUUUUCACCGUUUCUUCUCUUCUCCGUUCAUUCCAACUCUUUUUUUUUUUCUUUCUGCCGACACCUACUACCAUCUAAUCUAAUCUAAAAAAAUAUAUUCUAAUAUUCUAAAUUUUGUUCUGUUUUUCUGUUUCUUUCUUUCUAUUUUCAUGCUUCCAUUAUUUCACAAAUUCUCCAAUAUUUGUUCACCAUUCCAUUCUCCACAUGUCUGGUCCUCUUGAUCGCUUCGCUCGUCCAUGUUUUGAAGGUUUUUCUGGUAACGAUGAAAGAAGAGAGCAGAGGAAAUCAGAUUUUGAGAAUUCGGAAGAUGAUAAUAGGAGAACAAGAAAUGGAAGUUUGAAAAAGAAAGUCAUAAAUGCUUCCAGUAAAUUUCGGCAUUCUCUUAGGAAGAAAAGCAGCCGGAGAAAGAAUCCUAGUCGGAGUAAUUCGCUUGCCAUUGAAGAUGUUAGAGAUGUUAAGGAGUUACAAGCAGUGGAUGCUUUUCGACAUUCACUAAUUUCAGAUUGUUUGUUGCCAUCAAGACAUGAUGAUUAUCAUAUGUUAUUGAGAUUCUUGAAAGCGAGGAAAUUUGAUAUUGAAAAGGCAAAGCUCAUGUGGGCUAACAUGAUCCAGUGGAGGAAAGAGUAUGGUACUGAUACAAUUAUGGAGGAUUUUGAGUUCAGUGAGUUGGACGAAGUCCUACAAUAUUAUCCACAUGGUUAUCAUGGUGUUGAUAAAGAAGGAAGACCUGUUUAUAUUGAGAGGCUAGGUAAAGUUGAUCCCAAUAAGCUUAUGCAAGUAACUACCAUGGAAAGGUAUUUAAAAUACCAUGUACAGGGUUUUGAGAAAACGUUUGCUGUUAAGUUUCCUGCUUGUUCUAUUGCUGCAAAGAGACAUAUAGAUUCAAGUACAACCAUUUUGGAUGUUCAUGGUGUGGGUUUCAAAAACUUCUCCAAAAUUGCACGUGAACUCAUCCAGCGGCUGCAGAAAAUUGAUGGUGACUACUAUCCCGAAACAUUAUGUCGAAUGUUUAUAAUCAACGCUGGUCCUGGUUUCAAGCUACUUUGGAACACAGUGAAAACAUUUCUUGAUCCCAAAACUAGUUCAAAGAUAAAUGUUCUUGGAAACAAGUUCCAGAGUAAGUUGUUUGAAAUUAUUGAUGUCAGUGAGCUGCCAGAGUUUCUUGGUGGUAGUUGUACUUGUAUAGAUCAAGGUGGUUGUAUGAGGUCUGAUAAAGGGCCAUGGCAGGAUCCAAACAUUUUGAAGAUGGUUCUCAAUGGUGAAAUACAAUGUUCUAGACAGAUAGUAACUAUUUCUAAUGAUGAGGGGACAGUGAUUGAAUGUGAUAAGGCAUCCUUUCCAAUGGUGCAGAUAAGAAGUAGUGAUACAUCAACAGCAGAAUCAGGAUCUGAAGUUGAAGAUAUCACUUCCCCCAAAGCAAGUGGGAAUUAUACAAACCCUAGGUUGACUCCUGUCCAUGAAGAAGCAAGAUUGGCUGGUAGGGCUGGUCUUUCUGCCGGUUUACCUGAGUAUGAUGAGUAUGUUCCCAUGGUUGACAAGACUGUGGAUGUUACGUGGAAGGAGAAACAAGUUUCAACUAAAAACUCACAUGGCUCAACAGAAAAAUAUCUAUCGAGGCCUGGAGGAUCGGAUGGAAACCGUGUAUAUAUCUGGGCUAUUAUAAUUGGCUUCUUUGUUGCCAUUUUUACUUUUGCUCGCUCAAUAGCAUUUCGUAUGACUAAGAGAAUAAAGGACAAUGAAUCUGACAGUGUCCAACCAAUAAUCAAGGAGGAAUCUCUACCCCUGUCACCUGCUCCCAUAUUGACAAAGGAAGAACUUGCUCCAUCAGCUUUGGAACGCCUUUGUGAGCUUGAAGAGAAGGUUGUAAUGCUGCAGUCAAAACCUAAUGUAAUGCCAUGUGAGAAAGAGGAGCUGCUGAAUGCUGCUGUUUAUCGCGUGGAUGCAUUGGAAGCUGAAUUGAUUACUACAAAGAAGGCUUUAUACGAAGCUUUGAUCAGACAAGAGGAACUUAUGGCAUACAUAGACGGUCAGGAAAGAAGAAAAUUCGAGAAAAGGAAGUUUUGCCGGUUUUGAGAUAAGAACGAAGCUGUUCCCGAAUGUGAUGGAUGAUCUACUUCUUUUCUGCUUGUAUAUUUGUGCUUCCCAAGAGUUGUCUUCAAGUUGGCUUGUCCAUUGUAAACAUAAAAUUAUUGUCUGAUUCAUGGAACUAUACAUGUAUAUGGCUACUUUCUCUAAAUUUUAACAUUGUUGAUGUGAGUAUUGAAUUGUAAAUUAUUGCAUGACAUUUAUCAAGUUCAAUCAAAGUUUUAAGGUGAAGUUUGAUCCAUA
This is a messenger RNA of Medicago truncatula (barrel medic), 2395 nucleotides long. RefSeq names its product phosphatidylinositol/phosphatidylcholine transfer protein SFH8. NCBI's taxonomy places the organism in Eukaryota, Viridiplantae, Streptophyta, Magnoliopsida, Fabales, Fabaceae. The transcript has 14 exons. The record is from RefSeq and is a predicted model, not a curated record. Bases 272 to 2140 code for a protein of 622 amino acids.